AGGCAAACUAUAAAACUGGCUCGGAGAGGCGAGUCGGACUCGGAGACUUUAUUUGGCUUCGAGAGGAGGUGGCUGUCGGUUUCGAUCUUGCUCUCCGGUUCCGAGAGUGUGCAUUUGCGAUCAUGGUGAUGACACUGGGCUAUUGGGACAUCCGCGGGCUGGCUCAUCCAAUCCGCUUGCUCUUGGAAUAUACCGGGACAGCUUAUGAAGAGAAGCUCUAUUCCUGUGGAGAUGCUCCAAAUUACGACAAGAGCACCUGGCUUAAUGUAAAGACGAAGCUCGGACUUGACUUCCCGAACCUUCCUUAUUUGAUCGAUGGAGAAACAAAGAUCACGCAGAGUAACGCCAUCCUGCGGUACAUUGCGAGGAAACACAAUCUUGUUGGUGAGACUGACGCAGAGAAAGUUCGUGUCGAUCUGAUGGAAAACCAAGCGAUGGAUUUCCGCAUGGCUAUUGUUCGAUUGUGUUACAACCCUGACUAUGAAAAACUGAAGCCUGAUUACUUGAAGAAUCUGCCAGAUGUAUUGAAGCAGUUCUCCGAUUUCCUGGGGGAAAGGUCAUGGUUUGCAGGUGACAAGAUCACUUUUGUGGAUUUUGUGAUGUACGAUCUCCUUGAUGAACAUCGUGUGUUUGAAUCCAAGUGCUUGGAUGACCAUAAGAACUUGAAGGAAUUUAUCUCCCGCUUUGAGGCUUUGGAGAAAGUUGCAGCCUAUAUGAAAUCUGACCGCUAUAUGAAAGGCCCAUUCAAUAACAAGAUGGCCUUGUGGGGCAACAAGUAGAGAAAGAUCUUGGACUUUCUACCAGAUCCUUAAAAUGUACAUGAGCUUUUCAGCUCCAAUAAAGAAUGAAAUGAGAUGGUAAAA
Messenger RNA from Mobula hypostoma (lesser devil ray), 863 nucleotides. Its product is annotated as glutathione S-transferase Mu 3-like. The transcript is spliced from 8 exons. Gene Ontology annotation, molecular function: glutathione transferase activity. The record is from RefSeq and is a predicted model, not a curated record. Gene Ontology annotation, biological process: glutathione metabolic process. The coding region runs from base 123 to 779 and encodes 218 amino acids. NCBI's taxonomy places the organism in Eukaryota, Metazoa, Chordata, Chondrichthyes, Myliobatiformes, Myliobatidae.